Spea bombifrons (plains spadefoot toad) is the source of this 3090-nucleotide messenger RNA. It is a transcript of the gene NAA25, whose product is annotated as N-alpha-acetyltransferase 25, NatB auxiliary subunit. The record is from RefSeq and is a predicted model, not a curated record. Gene Ontology annotation, cellular component: NatB complex; cytoplasm. Gene Ontology annotation, molecular function: protein-N-terminal amino-acid acetyltransferase activity; protein binding. The transcript has 24 exons. Lineage: Eukaryota; Metazoa; Chordata; Amphibia; Anura; Pelobatidae. Gene Ontology annotation, biological process: N-terminal peptidyl-methionine acetylation. The coding region runs from base 14 to 2920 and encodes 968 amino acids.
UGCGCUUGUCAUCAUGGCGGCGCGGGGCCAUGUGCAGGAUCCGAACGACAGGCGCCUCAGGCCCAUUUACGAUUAUCUUGACAAUGGGAACAACAAGAUGGCGAUCCAGCAGGCUGAAAAGUUGCUUAAGAAACAUAAAGAUCUGCACUGUGCCAAGGUGCUCAAGGCUAUUGGGUUGCAAAGAACUGGAAAGCAAGAGGAAGCAUUUGUUUUGGCACAGGAGGUAGCCGCUUUGGAGCCCACCGAUGAUAACUCUUUGCAAGCCCUCACCAUACUGUACCGGGAGAUGCAUAGACCGGAAUUAGUCACUAAACUGUAUGAGGCGGCUGUAAAAAAGGUCCCCAACAGCGAGGAGUAUCAUUCUCACCUUUUCAUGGCUUAUGCCAGAGUGGGAGAAUACAAGAAAAUGCAGCAGGCUGGAAUGGCUCUUUAUAAAAUUGUCCCCAAAAAUCCAUACUACUUCUGGUCUGUUAUGAGCCUGAUAAUGCAGUCUAUUUCUGCACAAGAUGAGAAUCUCUCGAAAACAAUGUUUCUGCCUUUGGCUGAGAGAAUGGUGGAGAAGAUGGUGAGAGAGGACAAGAUAGAGGCUGAAGCCGAGGUUGAAUUGUAUUAUAUGAUUUUGGAGCGCCUAGGGAAACACGAAGAGGCUCUGGAGGUCAUAAGAGGCAAGCUGGGAGAGAAGUUAACAAGUGAGUUGCAGAGUCGUGAAAACAAAUGUAUGACGAUGUACAAGAAGUUGAGAAAAUGGCCGGAGUGCAAUGCCCUCUCCAAGAGGCUUCUCUUAAAAAACUCAGAUGACUGGCAGUUCUAUCUCUCCUACUUUGAUUCCCUCUUCUACCUUGUUGAGGACGGGUGGACACCUCCAGCACAAGAGCAGAUGUCACUGGAAGGCGAUCUGGACUACACGUUAGAACAGGCGGCCCAGUUUGUGGAAGGACAGAUAGCAGCAGAAUCCAAGAGCCAACGCCAGCUCCGAGGGCCGCACCUAGCCAAGCUGGAGUUAAUAAAACGUCUGCGAAAGAGAGGGUGUAAUAAUGAGUACAAGCUGGGAGACCCAGAAGACCUGAUGUUCCAGUACUUCGUUAAGUUUGGAGACAAACCAUGUUGCUUUACGGACCUCAAGAUCUUUAUAGACCUUCUCCCUGGCAGCCAACACAUGAGUUUUAUAAACCGAUUGCUGGGGUCGUUACAACUUACUACAGUGGCUGCAGGUGAACUCGCGUUGCCAGAAGACAUCAAGGCCUUGCAGAGACAUCUGUGUGUCGUUCAGCUCACCAGGCUGCUUGGUAUUUACCACAAGAUGGACAAAGCCCAGAAGCAGGAGGCCAUACGCGAGAUGACCGCACGAUACAGGCAUGGGCUAGUGUUUGGGAAGUCAUGUCUGAAAACAGAGCUGCAGUUCUCAGAUUACUACUGUCUCGUAGGAGCUCACAUGCUUCUGGAUCUAUGGAUGGAUGGUGAAGAGUGGGCUGUGUGGCAUUGCUUAACUCUGUUAGAAGAAGGGUUAAAUAACAGCUCAUCAAAUGCUCAGUUUAAACUGCUACUCAUUCGGAUUUACUGCGCCCUGGGGGCGUUUGAACCCGCAAUGGAGCUCUACUCCAGCCUUGACGCGAAGCACAUUCAGCACGACACCAUUGGGUACCUGCUGACCCGUUUUGGAGGACCCUUGGGUCACUACACAGCUGCGUCUCAAGCCUGCAACGCUGCUCUAAGGUUUUUCCACUCCAACCAGAAAGAUACCUCAGAAUAUAUCAUUCAAGCAUACAAGUAUGGGGCAUUUGAGAAAAUCCCAGAAUUCAUUGCUUUUAGAAACCGGCUGAAUAACUCUCUUCACUUUGCACAAGUGCGAACCGAACGAAUGUUACUGGACCUGUUUCUUGAAGCCGAUAUUAGCUUAGAAGAAAAUGUAAAAUCCAUGAGCCUGAGUCCAGAAGAGGAUGACAUUCCAUGGAAGGAUCUUCGAGAUAACCGGGACCUGACCGUUCUCUUUAAUUGGGAUCCAACGGACAGAAACAUUUCUGAUGAGCAUAGGCAGCUUUCCCUGGAGGAAGAGCGCAUCUGGCUGCUGAUCAGGUCAUUAACAUUACGGUUGGCUUGUGGACUGCCUACAAUAAGCCAUUCACCUGAGCCCAAGAAUUCUGAGAAGAGUACGGAAAAUGGCGUCUCCUCCAAAAUUGAUACUGUUCGAGCCUUAUUAAAACAGUUUGAAGUGGCGGUGAAUUCAGGCAUGGAGUUUAAUGAGAGAAAAAUCAAGUAUCCGUUCAUUGGUCCUCCUGCAUCUCGGCUGAAUGGAUUCCUAGCAAGCGGCAGCUGCCAAUGUCAGACAGGAGCUUUUCUGCUUGUGAACGAUAUUUACGAUUUGGACACAAACGGUGUAGAGGAUACCUCUGGCAUCCAAGAGAAAAUCGGGAACAAGUUAAAAUCUUCUCUGGAACGUUUAAAAGAUCUUUUUAACCAGUGUAAAGGAGACUUGAUUGACACCCAAGGAGGACACUGCAGAGCUUUCCCUCGCGUUAUAGAAAACUUGGUCUUCUUUGUUGAGACCAUCUCUAUAUGCCUUUGGGUAUCGGGCUAUUUUGUGAGUGUCCUCCGGCCUUUCAAAUCAACUCUGCAAAAAAAGAAGAAGAAGAAAAAAGAAAGUGGGGCCACACCUCCAGUAUUUACCAGUUUCCAGGAGUACACUACUGGCAUUCAUACUCUAUUAUCCAAUGCAAUAGACCAUCUAAGAGGACUGGAGAUCUCGCUGACCACACUGAAACUUGAAGAGCUCUCAUUGGAUAACGUAAUAUUUUCAGAGGAUGAAAAGAAGUUUACAAAGUUGGCCAUGGACAGGGUUCAAAACAGCUACCUUCAUUCCCUUCAAGAAGUUGGGGAGGUUUUGAAAAAAAGACUAGAAACUGUCAAGAAGCUAAAAAUCUAGAAUGUGAACACAGACCUUACACAUGACAAUAUUGUGAGCUCUUCGUGGCCAUCUUAACCUUAAUCCAAAACUUCCUGAGAAAAUGCAUGAAGGACUAAAAUCAUCAAUUUUUUUAGGUGUGAAAAAUGAAUUAUAUACAGCAGAAUUAAAUUAUUGUACAUAACCUAGAA